Pecten maximus is the source of this 975-nucleotide messenger RNA. Its product is annotated as sperm-specific protein PHI-2B/PHI-3-like. Gene Ontology annotation, cellular component: nucleosome. The record is from RefSeq and is a predicted model, not a curated record. The transcript has a single exon. NCBI's taxonomy places the organism in Eukaryota, Metazoa, Mollusca, Bivalvia, Pectinida, Pectinidae. Gene Ontology annotation, molecular function: DNA binding; structural constituent of chromatin. Gene Ontology annotation, biological process: nucleosome assembly. Bases 27 to 950 code for a protein of 307 amino acids.
CAUUUGAUGUUGCAUCAGAUAAGAAAAUGGCACGAAGUCCGAAAAAACGUUCGAGGUCGAGAAGUAGAAGUAGGAGCAGAAGCGCCUCUCCAUCAAAAAGGAGGAGUCCAAAGAAAAAGGUCACCAAGAAAUCGGUUGCAAGCCCGAGAAGACCGCGCACGAGGUCUAGAAGCAGAAGUGCCUCCCCAGCUAAGAAGUCUGCAGCAAGGAAGCCUGUCGCAAGUCCGAGAAGACCACGCACGAGGUCGAGGAGCAGAAGCGCCUCCCCAGCAAAGGUUGUUGCGAGAAGGCCGCGUACGAGGUCUAGAAGCAGAAGCGCUUCCCCGGCAAAGGUUGUUGCGAGAAGGCCUCGCACAAGGUCUAGAAGCAGAAGUGUCUCCCCAGCAAAGAAGACAAAGAAGAGUCCAAAGAAGGCUGCGAAGAAGCGUGCUUCAAGCCCUAAAAAGAGGAAAUCGAAGGGAGGAGCUAAAAAACCCACAACUCUAUCCAUGGUCGUUGCAGCUAUCGCAGCUAUGAAGGACAAAAAGGGAUCAUCCGCCCAAGCAAUCAGAAAAUAUGUUACGGCUAAUUUCAGCAAGUAUCUAACUGCGAGCAGAGUGACAUCAUCUGUGAGGAUUGCUUUAACACGUGGACUAAAGACAGGAGCAUUAGUAAGACCCAAGGGAUCCACUGCUACUGGAGCAACAGGACGAUUCCGGAUAGGAAAAACGGCACCAAAGAAAAAGGCAAAGAAACCAAAGAAGAAAGUGAAGAAGCCUAAGAAGAAAGCAAAGAAACCAAAGAAGGCCAAGAAAGUUAGUAAAAAGACCAAGAAGGCAAAAAAACCUAAGAAGGCAAAGAAGCCUGCGAAGCCGAAAGCAAAGAAGCCAAAGAAAUCUCCAAAGAAAAGGGUUGUUAAACCAAAAAAACCUGCCACGAAGAAAGCUGCUCCAAAGAAAUCUAAGAAAUAGAUUUCUCAUCUAAAUCCAAUUUAAA